CUCUACAAGCUUUUUGUUAAGAGACUAAAAAAAACAAAAAAACCUUGAAGAACUCACCAAUUUGAUCAAUUCAUUUAUUAAAAAAAAAACAGAGAAGAAAAGAGAAAUGGCUAUUAUGGAUGAAGCUGCUAAUAUGGUUUGUGUGCCGUUGGAUUAUAGUAGAAAGAGGAAAUCAAGGAGUAGAAGGGACAGAACAAAAAAUGUGGAAGAGACACUAGCUAAAUGGAAGGAGUAUAAUGAGAAACUAGACAAUGAAGGGAAAGGGAAGCCAGUGCGUAAAGUUCCUGCUAAAGGUUCAAAGAAGGGGUGUAUGAGAGGUAAAGGGGGACCAGAAAAUUGGCGGUGUAAAUACAGAGGUGUUAGACAGAGGAUAUGGGGUAAAUGGGUUGCUGAGAUUAGGGAACCUAAAAGAGGUAGUAGGUUAUGGUUGGGUACAUUUGGUACAGCAAUUGAAGCUGCUUUAGCAUAUGAUGAUGCUGCAAGAGCUAUGUAUGGUCCUUGUGCAAGGCUUAAUUUGCCAAAUUACGCGUGUGAUUCUGUUUCCUGGGCAACUACAUCUGCAUCUGCAUCUGCAUCUGAUUGCACCGUUGCUUCUGGUUUCGGCGAGGUAUGUCCGGUUGAUGGUGCUCUUCAUGAAGCUGACACACCAUUGAGCUCAGUGAAAGACGAAGGGACCGCGAUGGAUAUUGUUGAACCUACGAGUAUUGAUGAAGAUACGCUUAAGUCUGGAUGGGAUUGUCUAGAUAAAUUAAAUAUGGAUGAGAUGUUUGAUGUAGAUGAGCUAUUGGCUAUGUUAGAUUCUACUCCAGUUUUCACCAAGGACUACAAUUCAGAUGGAAAGCACAACAAUAUGGUAUCAGAUUCGCAAUGUCAGGAGCCGAAUGCAGUGGUAGAUCCUAUGACUGUUGACUAUGGCUUUGAUUUUCUGAAACCAGGCAGGCAAGAAGAUCUUAAUUUCAGUUCGGAUGACCUUGCAUUCAUAGACUUGGAUUCUGAACUUGUCGUUUGAUAGUUUUCGCAGUUGAAAGAUGCAAUGCAAGAUAACAUGUAUCGUCAUUGAUUGAGAUAUAGGACGCGAGGAAGAGAAAACUCGAGAUGUUGAGUUUGGACAAUGUUUUCGUAUCGUUCAAUUUUUUUUUAUUUCAUGUUGGGCAGCAUUGGUUGCCCUUUUCCCAGGCCAGCUGAUUCUCGAUAAGUUUUUGCAUCGAAGAUUAUGCAUUUGGUGUUCUGGAGGACUAAUCUUGUACAGAUCUAACCGGCCUAGUGAGUCAAUAAUUGUUCGUUUUGGUGUGUUGAUAUGACGAAUAAAGAUGUUUCUGGGAUUCAUAGUUUGUUGUAAAGUUUGCUUGACAAUUAGAGGUACUGAUUUUUGUGCUUUCAUUGGAACAAUGUAGAAUGCAUUGACGGCAUUUACAGUUCAUUCAUAACUUGAACAAUAAGUUUGGCAGUGUGUAUUUGUGUUACUUUGUGAAGUAUUCCCAGGGGAUUCGCCAACGAAUGCUGUGUUGUGUGUUCAAGUGUUUCGAGUAGAUCAGAGAAGUACUGGAAGCAGUGGUGCUAUAGUGUUUUAUGUUAGCCCUCAUCGUGGUUUGGUAGAUUUGUGUAGUUCUGUUUUGCACUUAGGCUUUUUUAUCUCUAUCAGAAGUUGUACUCAGGAUGUAAUAGUAGACGUUUUGAGACGUUUCAAAAUGUUCCAGUUCAUGUUCUUUACCACAUUGUAAUUCAAUAAAUUCUGCGGUAAUCUUAAGAUGUGGAA
Solanum lycopersicum (tomato) is the source of this 1756-nucleotide messenger RNA. RefSeq names its product dehydration responsive element binding protein 1 (gene DREB1). The record is from RefSeq and is marked validated. NCBI's taxonomy places the organism in Eukaryota, Viridiplantae, Streptophyta, Magnoliopsida, Solanales, Solanaceae. Gene Ontology annotation, molecular function: transcription cis-regulatory region binding; DNA-binding transcription factor activity. Gene Ontology annotation, cellular component: nucleus. Gene Ontology annotation, biological process: positive regulation of DNA-templated transcription; response to stress.